Messenger RNA from Sclerotinia sclerotiorum 1980 UF-70, 1170 nucleotides. RefSeq lists its product with no specific name. NCBI's taxonomy places the organism in Eukaryota, Fungi, Ascomycota, Leotiomycetes, Helotiales, Sclerotiniaceae. The transcript is spliced from 4 exons. The coding region runs from base 1 to 1170 and encodes 389 amino acids. The record is from RefSeq and is a predicted model, not a curated record.
AUGUCCACAAAACCACGCGAUCUUCUCCCGCCCUCUAGGCAUCACCUUUGGGGUCCAGAACGUCGUCGUCUUUCCUCUCAUCUCAUACAAAAAGCUCUAGAUGCCCUUCCCGGUUCUCGUUCUUCGGAUUCCUCGCAAAGUAAACCGUAUAGUGCGAUUAAGAGACCAUAUGAGCAAAAUAAAUUUACAGGGAAGGCGAGUAGAUCGUAUGUGCCUGAAGCACCUGUUAGUGAGAGGGUAAAGAGGAAGGAGAGACCGUUGACGCCGAGGGAGGGGUAUGGAUUGGGGGUUUUUGGGAUGGGGUUUGAAGUUCUGGAGGUGGAUGGGGUGGGGAAUAGGGAGGAAGGUGUGGAGAGGAGGUUUUUUGGUCAGGGGGGAAGUAGUUUUUUUGGUGCGUUGCCGAGGGAGGCGAGGAUGGAGAUUUAUGAGUGGGUGUUGGGAAGGAGGGUGUUGCAUAUUGUGAGGAGGAAAACUAAAUUGGGUCAUGUUGUUUGUAAAUGUGAAAGGAGAAACUCGGAUGGAAGAGAUACGAGGGAAGAAGAUGCGUGUAUGGUUGCGGGGUGUAGGGGUGUGAAGAUUGUUGGGGGUAGUGGAGUGCAUGAGGAAGUUGGAGAGGGUAGCGGAGGGUUAAUUCAAUUACUGCAGGUUUGUAGACGGAUAUAUUCCGAAGCAAUUCCCCUUCUCUACUCAGCCAAUACCUUCGAUUUCGACAGCAUGGAAUCACUUAUCUCCUUUAGCAACGAAAUACUUCCUCGGCGUUUCGAUUCCAUCACUUCAGUAACACUCUCUUUUUCCUUUGACACCUCCUCUCUCUUCAACGAAUCCUCCAGCAACAACGUUCCCCGCUGGGAACGCACAUGGAUGAUAAUCGGAUCGAUGAAAUCCCUCCAAAAUCUCCAAGCGACAAUUAUCUGGCCGCGAAAAAUCCCAGCUUGGAGUCAUGAAAUGAGAUUGUUGGAGCCACUGAAGAUGGUUGCGGGUCUGGGGAAAGAGGCGUUUGUGGUUAGAUUGAGGGAGUUGAGCGUGGAGGCGAGGGGGAGGGGUAAAGCUAGAGCGUUUGAGGUUGGGAGGGGGUUUCAUGUUGGGAACGCGAGGGUAGUACCAGCAGUAGGAUUUGACGAGGAAACAGAGGAGGAUUUACCAUUUAAAAUUGUGAGGAUGAAAGUAUAA